CUGUAUGAAAUUGACACCAUGAACCUAGCCUCCUUACAUUUCAAUCUCAAAUAGCUGCUAAUAUUUAAUAUCUUCUACCUCCCUCGAACUUUGCCUUGUUGAUCAGCUGGCACUUGCUUUUGUCUAAUUCCUUUGUUACACUUGGCUUGAACCUGACUCGGAUCACAUUACGCGCCACUCAGCAGGCACGUUACUAACCCCUCAUCCAAUUCACUUCAUUGUUCGUAAGUUGAUAGACAGCACCGACUCAACAAUGGAGGAUCAACCUUCGUCAAAACCAAAUCCUCCUUAUUACGAUAUAGUAAUUGUGGGAGCCGGCCCAGUUGGCCUCACGCUGUCAACAUGUCUCGCGAGGCUUGGCUAUAAAAUCAAGCACAUUGAUAAUCGUGCUGAACCCACGCCUAAUGGACGAGCCGAUGGUAUUCAGCCCCGAUCUCUAGACUUCUUAAGGAAUAUGGGCUUGAAGUCGGCUAUCAUGAAGAACAAACCCGCCAGGGUCUACGAAGUAGCCUUCUGGGAUCCGGCCACGGCAGAGAAGGGCGUUAUUCGAACAGGAACCUGGGCUAGUUGCCCAGCUUUCAUCGAUGCGCGGUACCCCUUUACCACCCUCUUACACCAGGGCCUUAUAGAGCGCGCCUUCAUCUCGGAUUUAAAAGAGAACGGUGUUGAGAUUCAACGGCCGUGGAAGAUUGCUGGAUUUACGUCCGAUGAAAAAGUGAACUCUGAAUAUCCGGUUGAGGUCAACCUUGAGCACGUAGACGGUACGAACAGUGAGACAGUCCGCGCCAAAUAUCUGUUCAGUGGCGAGGGCGCCCGGUCAUUUGUACGAGAGCAACUAGGCAUCGGUAUUACACAUAAGGAUCCCAUAGCUCACGUAUGGGGAGUCAUGGACGGCGUGGUCAAGACAGAUUUCCCCGACAUCAGGAUGAAAUGCACAAUACAUUCAGAUCACGGAUCUAUCAUGGUGAUUCCUCGAGAGAACAACAUGGUCCGGCUGUACAUCCAGAUUGCUUCGUCCACAGACCCAGACUGGCACCCACGGAAGACUGCUACAACCGAACAAGUACAGGCCUCGGCAAAGAAGAUCCUACAGCCAUACUCCAUCGAGUGGGAGAGUGUUGAUUGGUACUCCGUGUAUCCAAUUGGCCAGGGUAUCUCUGACAGGUAUACUCUUGAUCACCGAGUGUUCCUUGGAGGGGAUGCUUGUCACACACAUAGCCCUAAAGCCGGUCAAGGUAUGAAUACGGCCUUCCUGGAUGCUCAGAACUUGGCUUGGAAGAUACACGCAGUUGAAUCCGGGUUCGCCGACCGAGCUCUUUUGAAAACAUAUGAGCCCGAGCGUAAGGAGGUGGCACAGAAUCUUCUCUCUUUCGACAACAAGUACGCCAAACUGUUCUCAGAGCGACGGCCGGCUGCUACAGAGGUCCAGGCAGCUUCGAAACACACGAAUGGCAGUUCCAACGACAAUGAGUUUAUUAAAACCUUCAAGGAGUCAUGCGAGUUCACGAGUGGUUAUGGAGUGGCAUACGGACCUAACGCCCUGAACUGGUCACCCGACCAUCCUGCCCAAUCGCAUCUUAUUCACCCCAAGGGCACCAAGCUGCGGACAGGGCGUCUAAUGGCGAACGCCGAUGUCACAAGGGUGGUCGACGCCAAUGUCGUGCAUCUAGAACAGGAGGUUCCCUGGAAUGGAUCGUUCCGCAUUUACAUUUUCGCCGGCAAGCCUUCAGUCACUGCUACGGCUCUUAAGGAUCUCGCUUCCCACCUGGGCGGGAAACGCUCUUUCUUCGGGUCAUAUCUGCGCCCGGAUAUCGAUUCCGUCUCGCACCUCGAGCGAUACAACCCGCACAGUCUAUUCUUCACCAUCUGCACUAUAUUCGCCGCCACACGUCCCGAAAUCGAGAUCUCGCGGGACCUCCCGGGACUGCUUGCCAGAUACCGCGAUCUCGUCUACGCAGAUGAUAGGUGGGACCGACGCGUGCCGGAAGCGAAAGCAGCGGCACAUGCCAAGAUGGGGGUCGACGAAGAGAAGGGUGGCGUCGUCGUGGUACGGCCCGAUGGUUACGUGGGUAUUGUGAUCAGUUUGGUGGAGGGUAGCGGGACCAUCGACGCGUUGAACGCGUACUUUAAUGCCUUCUGCGCGAAGAAGACAGGUGAUCGCCGAGCACAGUUGUGAGUGUGAUGGCAUUGCACUUUCAUCCCUUUCUUUUCUUUGUCCCCCUCUUAGAGGACAUACGGCACUUGCAUACACGGGGAUCUCAGUGUGUCGGAUUUUGUUCUAGAUAAGAGAUUAUUGCUA
Messenger RNA from Xylaria bambusicola, 2299 nucleotides. Its product is annotated as FAD binding domain-containing protein. Gene Ontology annotation, molecular function: FAD binding. The transcript is spliced from 4 exons. The record is from RefSeq and is a predicted model, not a curated record. NCBI's taxonomy places the organism in Eukaryota, Fungi, Ascomycota, Sordariomycetes, Xylariales, Xylariaceae. Bases 254 to 2176 code for a protein of 640 amino acids.